Messenger RNA from Exophiala dermatitidis NIH/UT8656, 4230 nucleotides. RefSeq names its product calpain-3. Bases 930 to 3548 code for a protein of 872 amino acids. The record is from RefSeq and is a predicted model, not a curated record. Gene Ontology annotation, biological process: proteolysis. Gene Ontology annotation, molecular function: calcium-dependent cysteine-type endopeptidase activity. Lineage: Eukaryota; Fungi; Ascomycota; Eurotiomycetes; Chaetothyriales; Herpotrichiellaceae. Gene Ontology annotation, cellular component: cytoplasm. The transcript has 4 exons.
GCGACAUUGUCUCCCCAAUCCGGCUCUUUAUCUAGCAUUUCGAAGUUGCACGCACCACGUAAAGCCCAGACCUCCUUGUGCCAUACUGCCAGUGCUCCGCCGGGUCCAUCGAACUGUCCACGAGUCCAGGCCCGACAAUGUUCUUCCGGUAUAAUGACCAUUUAUACUGCAUUAUUGCAAUCCACCUCACUCCACCAUGGCAAUAACGGGUCGGUGUGCUCGGAUAAGGGGAGAAAUGAGUGUGAGCAGUCAGCGAGGUCGGUUCAGAUGCGCACGCGAGGUGCAACCCUGGCUCCCCCGGACCAGGCUCGCAUAACAUACGCUAUGGUCUUGGUCGUCCGGAAUAAUCCGUUUACUUUUUUCAGGAGUUUAGGCGAGAACACAAAGGCCUGAUCGAGGCCCACAUUCAGGCGUCGAGAAUCUAGCUCAUGCAUUGUCCUUUUAUACCGUCCACAACAGUUCACCCCAGACCGGUGACCAGGACUGCUACUACACUGUAGUACAAUGUUGUAGGAACAAGGUUGAUGUGUGCCGAGUCAGCGGUGGCCCUCAAGGGUCCAGAGGUACCAGCACAUCACAGACCAGACGCCGCCACACUGGAUCCAAACAGACUUUCUUGGUCUCAAUUGGUCAGUGCGUUCGAUGGGCACGCUGGCUAGGUCCACCCAUACCCACAUUCUGGAGCUAAGCCUGGACCGGUAACAGCAAUGCCCUCCCUUACCGCCAGUUUUGUGAAACUCGGUAAAGCCUCACUUUAAUAAUGGCUUAUGGAGUUAUCACGGCGGUCAAUAAUAGGGGGCGACGUAUCCCCGGUCUAACACUGUGAUAAUGUCUCACCACAUGCAGACAGACGCUCAACGGCCCGACCGGGCGGGGGCCUCGAAUUUCGCUCUCUCGGAUCAAGACCAUUCUCCGUAAUCCUUGUGCAGAUGACUCCCCGAGGUGAGUGGAUAAGCUGUGAGCCAACGGUUCCAUGUGGCAUAUGUUAUAUCUGGCAAAGGACCCUGAAUACUUUGAAAAUGGGAUCUACUCCACAUUGUUUCUAUCCUCAGCCUUGCCGGAAGCAUCGCCCGUCGAUUCUUUGUUCUCGACGGCCACCUUUUCCGCAAACAGUUCGAGUAUGCGGACGACAACCACAUCACCUUCAUAGUAGAAACAACUCUUUCCAGCUAAGCCUUCUUGACCUGACAAAUACCGGAGACAUGGCUUUUUGUCAAGAAAUUUACCAGAAAAAUGCCCCUCGCACAAGGACAGAGGAGGAGUCAAAGCCGGCCUUUCAUAUCGAAGCAAAGCCGACCGGCAAUGAACCAAACCCACCAAACGAGGGGCUCGUCCUUGGGGGAGGACAGACCAUCAAACUCAUGCUUGUACCCGAUAAACAGACAACACCUCCUCCGCCGCCAAAGAAGGAAAAGCCCCAUCCUCAGACGAAGAUGAAGAAAUUUUGGAAGAACUUCGAUCCCGAGUACGUCGGCAAAGUGACCAGGGUUCUUCCCGACCGGAUAGGUGAGACGGAUCUCACCUCUAAACUGCUGGGUGAGACCGCCCACCGUGCCGCUCAGUCAUACGAGAAUGCCAAAGAAAACUGCAUUCGCGAUGUGAAGCGAAUCAUCAAGGAAUGUCACGCCGCCAACCAGAAAUAUACCGACUCACAUUGGGAUAUCGAACGAGAUCUCAAAAUCACCAGGAUCAGGGACUGUUUGGACGGUCUUGUUGUCGACCCGGAUGACAAGCAGUAUCCAGCCGAUGCCAAACGUGUUACCGACAUUUUCGAAGAUCCAAAGUUCUACGUUGACGGCGUCUCGUACGAUGAUAUGCUUCAAGGUUCAGCAGGUGACUGCUGGUUUUUGGCCGCAAUAUCCGCACUUGGGUGUAACGCCGAAUUCAUUGAAAGAGUUUGUGUGAUCCAGGACCAAACCGUCGGAGUAUACGGUUUCGUAUUUCACCGAGACGGUGAAUGGCACCAGUGUAUCAUCGACGAUAAGCUGUACCUACGGGCUCCAGCAUACGACGAAAGUGGAGACGUCGUCCUAGGCCAGUACGGCGUGCGCCGAGCCAAUCAAGAAGACCAGUACCAAGAGCUAUUCCAAAGAGGGUCGCAAUCGCUGUACUUCGCACAGUGCCGGGACCAGAAUGAAACGUGGGUCAGUCUACUGGAGAAAGCGUACGCAAAGGCGCACGGCGACUAUGCAUCGAUCUCUGGCGGACAGACAGGGGAAGCCAUCGAAGAUCUCACGGGUGGCGUGACGACGGAGAUUUAUACGACCAACAUCCUGGACCCGGAAGCGUUCUGGCGCGACGAACUCAGCCGAAUCGGCAAAGACUUUGUGUUUUCCUGUGCCGCGGCACGUUGGCGCGAAUGGCGGCCCUAUUUGGUGGCCAACGAGAAGAUCCGUGAAGAGAGACGGUCUGGUAUCGUCAGCCAACAUGCGUACGCGGUGCUGGCGACAUACGAAGGCCAUGGGCAACGGCUGGUCAAGAUCCGCAACCCCUGGGGCCGCAAGGAAUGGACUGGUGCCUGGAGCGACGGAUCGAAAGAAUGGACGGCCGAGUGGCUGCAGCGGCUCAACCACCAGUUCGGCGACGACGGGAUCUUCUGGAUGACCUACAAGGACAUGCUGAGCAAGUACAAGUAUAUCGACCGGACACGCAUCUUCGGCCCCGAGUGGCACGUGGCCCAGCAGUUCAUGGCCGUGCAGGUGCCCUGGAGCACUUUGGACUACCAGCAGAACUACUUUUCCAUUGACGUGCCCGAAGACACGGACGCCGUCAUUGUGCUGUCCCAGCUCGACGACCGCUACUUCAAGGGUCUACAGGGCAAGUACAACUUCACGCUGCAGUUCCGCGUCCAGAAAGACUCGCAGGAUGAAGAGGAGUACCUGGCGCGCAGCAAGAUGAACUACGAGCUCGUCCGUUCGGUCAACGUCGAGGUGCCGCUUACCAGAGGCACCUACACUGUGCUGGUCAAGGUCGAAGCCACCGAGAGCAGGCGGGAGGAUGUGGAACAAGUGAUCCGCAACAACAUCCACCGUCGAGACAAGAUCACCCAGAUCGGCAAGUUGUAUGAUCUGGCCCACCAAAAAGGCCAAUUGCCCUCGUUAUCUUCCUCACUGUGUUCGUCACCGGGCACGUCUGGAUCAGGAACCUCCACGCCCACGACGUCCGGUGCCUCGCCUAUCCAACAUCCUCCCAGCAAUUCUGGCUCCUCAUCCUCCUCGACCCAGCACAAAGAUGACCCCGAGGAGAAAGACCCCAACCGCAACCCCUGGAACGCUAGUUGCGUCGUCGGCCUGCGGGUUUACAGCAAGCAAGCCGACCUUGGACUCAAAGUCGUCGUGCCCUCCAAGGAAGAGAUCGACGAGACAAAGCACAUGCCUACAUUGGACCGGGACGACGUGGCCAAAAGCGCUUUGGACGAGGUCCAAGCCGCAGCUGGCAAAGGCGAUGAUGAUGAUGAUGAUGAGACAGGUGCUGAGGGUGAAGCUGGUUCCGGGGCCGGUGCAGAAGCCGUUACCCAGGACGAAGAAACCACCAAGCAAACCGAUUGAUCGAGACAACACCUAUCGAUUCAACAACAGCAGUGAGUCACGGCGUUACUGCUCGCAGACCAGACUUCGUCUUUUGUCCCACUGGAGUCUUGAUGAAAGGUACAUGCAUGCCUCAUGGAUGAAUGACAUGAUAUCACUCUAUCACAAGACAGCGUCAAGUCCGAUGGUGACGUACAGACAGUACUAACUUAGUAGUACUGGGAUGUUUCUUUUCAUCCAUCUGGAAGGCUUGCUGCAGUACUAUUUGCUAUUGCCGCUCAAAAGGGCUUGCGUGAGCCGGUUCCCAGCAUCAUGAGUUUAAUGGUCUGACGUCUUGGCACGACUCUGGCGAAUACCUGAGUUGAGGAGUUUGUCGACACACCCUGAUGUCCAGUCAAUAGUUACGGGUCUGUUUUUGUUUACUUUAGUUCCGGUUUGGCGAGUUUCUUGGUACGUUUGGAAGCGAAGGGGUUGGUGGGGCGUUUCAAGGCGUUAUCAGCGGUCAGCACAUUUUUUCAGUGGUUGAUCACUAUGUACCUACCGCUGGUGUUAUUUAACUUAAUAUAGAUGCUGAUAGAGAGAUUGGAGAAGGUGAAGUGAAGUAGUAUCUUUCCAACCUUGAAGUCUUCAUGUUACAGAUCCUCAUCACAGUUCAAGUUUACCUGGACCUUCAGUACUCAGGUACUUGAUCCUACAUAAAUCC